Eremothecium cymbalariae DBVPG#7215 is the source of this 2130-nucleotide messenger RNA. RefSeq names its product bifunctional glycerol-3-phosphate/glycerone-phosphate O-acyltransferase GPT2 (gene GPT2). Gene Ontology annotation, biological process: phospholipid biosynthetic process. Gene Ontology annotation, cellular component: endoplasmic reticulum membrane. The record is from RefSeq and is a predicted model, not a curated record. The transcript has a single exon. NCBI's taxonomy places the organism in Eukaryota, Fungi, Ascomycota, Saccharomycetes, Saccharomycetales, Saccharomycetaceae. Gene Ontology annotation, molecular function: glycerone-phosphate O-acyltransferase activity; glycerol-3-phosphate O-acyltransferase activity. The coding region runs from base 1 to 2130 and encodes 709 amino acids.
AUGGCUGUACAUGUACCGGAGGUUGACAAGAGCUACAUAAAUCCCUACAGUGGGUACUGCUAUAAUCUACACACAUUUUUGUAUGAUUUUACAGUUUUAGCAUUUGAUGUUGUAUUCAAGAUUUUUUUCAGGGAAAUCCAGGUUAGAGGAUCAUACAAUAUCCCUCCCAAGGGAAAUCCUACUAUUGUUGUUUGUGCUCCUCAUGCUAAUCAAUUUGUUGAUCCAGCGUUAGUCAUGUCCCAAAUUUUUAUGUUGCCUGGGGUUCAAUCGAGACGGCCAUGUUUUGUUGCAGCAGCUUCUUCUUUUAAGAAGGCAUUUGUUGGGUUGUUUGGUCGGUGGACUGGUGGUAUUCCUGUGGAUAGAUCGGUUGAUAAUUUAAAACCAGUAGACCCUAAUAUGGUGCUAUAUUGCCCGGACUAUGAUAAUGAUCCACUAACAUACAAAGUGCGGAGCAAAGAUCCAGACGUUGCAAUACCUGAUCUGCGAGAUAUAUUUACUCCAAAGUCGUUGCUCGGUUUGCCCAAUUAUUUGAGUAAUACACAGAUUGCAUUCAUUCAGGAUCAUGAAACGAUUGUACUAAUGAAGCCAUUCAAGAAUAGCGUGCAGGUGAGAGAACUUGUUGUCGGCGGCACGCACUUCAAAUAUGCAUCCAAUGUUAACAACAGCGUUGUGUUUCAAAAUGUGUUCAAUAACUUGCAUACGAAAGGACUUGUGGGAAUUUUCUCUGAGGGUGGAUCACAUGACAGGCCCUCGUUACUACCAAUUAAGGCUGGUGUUGCCAUCAUGGCCUUGGGUGCUGUAGCAGCAGAUCCAACGUUGCCUAUCACUAUUGUACCAUGUGGAUUAAACUAUUUUCAUAGAAAUAAAUUUAGAUCUAGAGCGGUACUAGAGUUCGGUGAACCUAUCAUUGUCGAUGAAGCUGCGGGUAAGGCGUACAUUGAAGAUCCUAGGAAAGCAGUGUCUGAAUUACUAGAACAUGUGACAAACGCAUUGUAUUCGGUAACCGUGAAUGCUGAAGAUUACGAGACUUUAAUGUUAAUCCAGGCAACAAGAAGAUUAUAUCAGCCUAAAACAAUCAAUGGGCGUAUUCCAUUGUCUUUGGUUGUUGAAAUGAACAGAAGGCUGUUAAUUGGCUAUACAAAAUACAAAAAUCUUCCAAAGGUACAGCAGUUAAUGAAGGGAGUUAAAGAGUAUAACGAUCAACUUUAUUCGCUUGGGUUGAGAGAUCAUCAAGUUGAACAGUUAAAGACAUCAAAUGAAGCCAUGAUGCAUACCUUAUUUACAUUCCUGAGAAGGUUGUACCAAGUUUUCAUAUUCACUAUUUUAUCUCUACCUGGCGCUAUUCUUUUUGUCCCAAUAUUUAUAACAUGCCAUUACUAUUCUCAAAAGAAAGCGUCAGAAGGAGUCAAAAAGUCAUUUGUUAAAAUCAAGGGUGACGACCUAUUAGCAACCUGGAAAUUGUUUGUCGCACUUAUUAUGGCGCCAACAUUGUACAUCACGUAUUCUCUUGCAUUAACAAUUAUUUCAUCAAGGUACACCAAUUUUGAUUCAAUUUCUGAUAAGAUCAGGCUUUUUUUUUACUACUACAUCUUGCUUUUUUGUACUACCUAUGCAUCCUUUCGAAUUGGUGAACGGGGCAUGGACAUUUUUAAGUCACUACCGCCUUUGUUGAUAUCCCUGAUUUAUCCUUCACGUAAAAUAGAGGAAUUGAAGCAUUUAAGAAGAAGUUUAUGUUCAGAAGUUACUGAAGUUGUAGGUGAGUUUGGUCCAAAGUUGUUUCCAGAUUUGGAUAGCGAUGAAGAUAGCGCAUUAAGUGACAAUGUUAGCGAAUCAGAUUACAACUAUGAGGAUCUCUCUGCCAAUGAUAGCACAUAUUCCAGAGUACAUUCUGCCUCCACUACCUCACAAUUAUCUAAUGCUGUCUCUAAAAUUAAUUCCAGAGGUUCCCUUGCAGACAUACCAAUAUUUGGUGAUGGAUAUAUUGAUCAAUUACCUGGUGCUCCAGAAGAUUUGGAAUUUGAAUAUAAAGAGACGCCCUCAUCAAAAAUUGCCUCGUUGAUAUUACAAACUAGAGGAACGAAAGAAAAACCGACUAGCUUGAUGGCUAUCAAGGUGUUAGUCACUAUGUAA